This is a messenger RNA of Sphaerodactylus townsendi, 660 nucleotides long. RefSeq names its product lysophospholipid acyltransferase LPCAT4-like. The transcript has 9 exons. Bases 1 to 660 code for a protein of 219 amino acids. The record is from RefSeq and is a predicted model, not a curated record. NCBI's taxonomy places the organism in Eukaryota, Metazoa, Chordata, Lepidosauria, Squamata, Sphaerodactylidae. Gene Ontology annotation, molecular function: 1-acylglycerophosphocholine O-acyltransferase activity. Gene Ontology annotation, biological process: phosphatidylcholine acyl-chain remodeling. Gene Ontology annotation, cellular component: endoplasmic reticulum.
AUGGUAAAGUCUUCUUCCGUGCAGGUACAAAUGCAAGCCUCGCAUGCCAGCAGAGAUCUCAUGCAGUCUGCUUUCAAGUGUUCGUGCCCCAUAGCCCUGCUGAGAUUUAACCAGGCCAUCCUGGUUUCCCGUCAUGACCCGGCCUCUCGGAAGAAGGUGGUAGAGGAAGUGAAAAGGCGGGCGACUUCCCAGGGAAAAUGGCCACAGGUCCUGUUUUUUCCAGAAGGAACCUGCUCAAACAAGAAAGCCUUACUGAAGUUUAAACCAGGUGCCUUCAUAUCGGGUGUUCCCAUCCAGCCGGUCCUUAUCAGAUACCCAAACAGUCUGGAUUCAACAACCUGGGCGUGGAGAGGACCUGGCGUAUUAAAGGUCAUCUGGCUAACAGCGGCUCAGCCCUGUACUACUGUGGAAGUGGAGUUCCUCCCUGUUUAUCAACCCAGCCCUGAAGAGGCGGUGAACCCUACGCUGUAUGCUAACAAUGUUCAAAAAGUCAUGGCCCGGGCCUUGGGAAUUCCUGCCACUGAGUGUGAGUUUUUGGGCAACCUUCCAGUCACUGUAGUGGGGCACCUGAGGGUGGCACUGGAGCCACACAUCUGGGAGGUGGGCAAGAUGCUCCGCAAGGCCAGGUCGCUUGACAGAGUGGAGUCAAGUGCCAGUUGA